Tachysurus vachellii is the source of this 2034-nucleotide messenger RNA. RefSeq names its product ankyrin repeat domain-containing protein SOWAHA-like. Gene Ontology annotation, molecular function: protein binding. The transcript has a single exon. The coding region runs from base 136 to 1593 and encodes 485 amino acids. NCBI's taxonomy places the organism in Eukaryota, Metazoa, Chordata, Actinopteri, Siluriformes, Bagridae. The record is from RefSeq and is a predicted model, not a curated record.
GACGUGACGUGCAGCUGCUCUUCUGCUCAUACACAUGACGUGUCUGUGGACAUUUUAACCCGGAAGACAGGUGUGUGUUCAGGUAGCUGUCGAAAAAUCUGAACGAAGAAACGAUUCAUCUGUCCACAUUUAAUCAUGGAUAUAAAGCAGGAGACGAUCCUGUCGGUGCUGGUGGAGGAAGGUGGGAAGAUUAAAAACUCGGACUUGUUGAGUAAAUUUAAAGGUUCAUUAAACUGCAGCGAUCCGGAGGAGAAGAAGCAGAACAGAGAUCUCUUUAAGAUGAUCAUCAACAACAUCGCAGUGGUUAAAGAACUAGAAGAAGGGAAAUAUAUUGUUCUGAGGAAAAAGUACCUGAAUUUACUGAAGUCCAGGUCAGAUGAUGGGACUGAACUAAAGGACGAGGGAGGAGGUGAUGAGGUGGAGAAAGUGGAAGGAAAGCUGACAGCAGAGCAGAGAGAAGUGAGUAGGAAUAAAAACACUAAUGAAGAACCUCCUGAGGAGAAGAAAUCAGAGCAGGAACCUCCCUCAGACAGUGACGCUGACUCCUCAGACACCUCUCCACCACUCUCCUUCAUUGAGCAGGCUUUACAAAGACAGAAAUCUACAGACUUCAAGGUAAAGAAGUCCUUAAACUUUACAAAGUCAGGUACAGAUGACACACAGAAGCACAGACCUGCCAACAACUCUGGGAGCAGCGCACCAAAACCCUUCGCCCUGCCGUUACGCGUUCCUCCCAUGGUCAUUACCCCUGUGGCACAUGAAGAGAUUAAUCAAAUGAAAACUCCAUCAAAUGACAACAAUUCAGUCAAGGUUCACUUGGUUCCAGUGAGCUCCUCUCCAGGGCCUUCCUCCUCACCUAGACAGAAGAGACGCUCUACUGUGGACAACGUGGGAAUCGGCAGCUCUCCACUUCCACGGAGACACUGCAAAAGUGCUAAACCCGUAGACGAGCCCAAAUAUGGUGACACCGUCCCUUUGGAAAGCUCCGAACACGACUGGAUGGUGACGUCUGCAUCGGGACGUUGGAAAUUAUUGUACGGCCUGCUGCUGAACGAUGCCCAGCUGGCAGAGAAAAAAGAUUUCAUUUCAGGUUUCACGGCUCUCCACUGGGCAGCUAAGUGUGGCCACUCCGAAAUGCUGUGCAAGAUCAUUGACCUGUCCAGGGAGAAGGGAAAGGGUGUGGACAUCAACUCCAAAUCGUACGCAGGCUACACCCCGCUACACAUCGCUGCUAUUCAUGGUCAGGAGUACAUCAUAGGGAUCUUGGUCAAUGAAUAUGGUGCCAACUGUGAUAUUCGGGAUAACGCUGGGAAAAAGCCACACCAUUACCUGGACAAAGCAGCGUCACACUCCAUCCAGGAGCUGCUUGGAGGGUUGAAGGUGGUGCGUGCUGAGCCACAGAAGAACCCAGAUGACACUGAGACUCACAAGCACACUCACACCAUCAGCCGACUUUUCCAGCCACAAACUAUAGGCUACAAGAAAAAAUCCAAAUCCAGAAGCACUUUCAUGUCCGUGGCCGAGGAUGUGAAGGAUGAGAAGAGCGAGCACUCGAACCCCAUGCACAGGGUUUUGUCUGAUGUAUUUUCCUAAAGACUCUCAGACUGUGAGACCUGAAGUUAGUGCUGUUUUAUCCAGUAGCGAACUCACUUCAGCUCCAUCUUAAUAACGAUUUUGUCUAAGGUUCGGUAUUGGGGUCGAUUCUGAAUCGGUUAUGUUCCUGUUCUGUGUUUAUAGAAACAUCAGGAAUAAAAUAGUGGAUUAUUGUUUACUUUUCAUUUGUUAAAACUCACAUAGUGCCAUUCUGGUGAUUUGGGUUAGAGAUAUUUAACCUAAUAUUAUUUCUUACUUGUUUAUUAAUAAAUGUUCUUUGGAGGUUGAUGAAUUAACGCUGUAGAAGCUCUUCUUGGUGGCAGACACUAAACACCUGUACAGUAAUAACAUGUUCAAGAAUAAUCAUAAAUCAUCUUUCUUACUGAUGUACAGAAUUGAUUUUGUGCAAUAAUGUGAUUAAACUAUACACACUGUGAUCUA